AUGGAUUCAUCGCGUCGCGCCACGUCCAAGACUGGCGCAACAAGCAAUGGCACCACCACUACUAGAAAGACUAGUAACCGAACCAAGAAUGUAGUUGACUACGAUGAGAAGCGACAUCUCGUAGACUUGAAUGAAGAAGAUGACCCGCCCGCUGUUCCAAAUCAGGGUUUGAUUGAGCUCGAGGAGCGCGUCAACGACCUUGGCGAGUCCUGGGAAACUGAGUCUCUCUUUGAGGAUGCAUUGGAGGACCUGGCCGAGGACAGGUUCUUCACCGAUGAUCCAGAGGCUUGCACUCCAGACGAGGCCAUCAAGUAUCGCCAGCUCCUGCGGGCCGUAGGUCCUGAGGUGUUCUGCCAGAGGAGCGUUGAGGCCGGCCUCAUUACGGCCAAGAAGCUCCUCACGGCCUUUGGCAUCCGUCCCCCUGCGUUCCUAGAGGGCGCCGACGACGAGGCGUACUAUGGCCUGCUCAGUCUUGCCAUUAGCCGUGAGCUGUCCAAGCGGGCCAAGCUUCUCAAGUACAACACGAUCGACGAUGCAGUGGACCUCCUCCACAAGUCCAAGAACAUCAUCGUCCUGACCGGAGCCGGCAUCUCAACCUCGCUCGGCAUCCCCGACUUCCGCUCCAAGGGCACCGGUCUUUACUCCAAGUUGGAGCACCUGGGUCUUAGCGACCCGCAAGAGGUCUUUGACAUCAACGUGUUUCGCCAGGAUCCCACCAUCUUCUACUCUGUAGCGCGCGACAUCCUGCCCAGCACGGAGCGCUUCUCGCCCACGCACGCCUUCAUCGCGCUGCUGCAGGAGAAGGGCAAGCUGCUGACCAACUACUCGCAAAACAUUGACAACCUCGAGGCCAAGGCCGGCAUCCGGCCCGAGAAGCUGGUGCAGUGCCACGGCUCGUUCGCCACGGCGUCGUGCGUCAAGUGCGGCUACAAGGUGGUUGGUGAGACCCUCUUUCCCGAGAUCCGCGCCGGCGAGAUCCCCCGCUGCCGCAAGUGCGCUCAGGGCAGCCGCACAACCAACAACAGCAGCCGCAAGCGCAAGGUGCACAAGGACGGCUCGGAAAAGAAGGUGCGCCGCCGCCCGGGAGACUACGACAGCAAUUCAGACUCGGAGUUUGACCAUCCCUCCAACAACUCCAACUCCAACAACGACAUAAUCAACGGCUCCUGCGGCGUCAUGAAGCCCGACAUCACCUUCUUCGGGGAGCAGCUUCCCGACGAGUUCUCCAAGCGGCUGACGGAGCACGACCGGGACCUGGUGGACCUGGUCAUCGUCAUUGGCACGAGCCUGAAAGUGGCGCCCGUGUCCGAGGUGGUGCCCUUUUUGCCGCCCCACAUCCCCCAGAUCUACAUCAGCCGCACCCCGGUGUCACACGUCAAUUUUGACAUUGACUUGCUUGGCGACUGCGACGUGGUCGUGGCCGAGCUGUGCCGCCGCGCCGGGUGGGAAUUGGAACAUGAGAUGAUUCCUGAGGGGCAGGUCGUUGAGACGACACUUGCUGAGGGGUUCGCUAGCAGACAUCUGUUCUCUCAGGUGUACCCCCCACCGCCGGCGGAGGAGGAAAGGGAGAAGCUGGAGACGGAGACGGAGGUGAAGGGUGAGAAAGAAAAUGGGAAGGGGGGAGAGGAAAAGGAAAAGGAGAAAGAGGGGAGAAGGAAAAAGCCGGCUUGA
Canariomyces notabilis is the source of this 1671-nucleotide messenger RNA. Its product is annotated as SIR2-domain-containing protein. Gene Ontology annotation, molecular function: histone H4K16 deacetylase activity, NAD-dependent; NAD+ binding. Bases 1 to 1671 code for a protein of 556 amino acids. Lineage: Eukaryota; Fungi; Ascomycota; Sordariomycetes; Sordariales; Chaetomiaceae. The record is from RefSeq and is a predicted model, not a curated record. The transcript is spliced from 2 exons. Gene Ontology annotation, cellular component: nucleus.